UAUGCAGUAGGUCCUAUCAAUCUUCACUUGGUGCGGCUUUGAUAACCUCUCUCACUGCCUGUCCAGUCAUCUCGAAAGUUCAUUUCGCGUCCGUACCGUUACUCCGUCACUCUAUCACUACAAGCUCUACUCUCCACCGCGACCCCAGAUAUCGGCCUAGAGCUACGUCUAGCAUGCCAGCACGCACUCGCAAACCUCGCAUUAACGAAAAGGAUGAGGGCGCUCUCAGUCUCUCAGAAGACGACUCCCGUCGUCACUGGGUCUCUGCCGACGGGCUGAGUCUACGCAAUGCUCAUCCGAAAGUCGCCUUCAAUCAAGAAAACAACGGCUUUGAUCAUCUCAAGCUCACAGAAAUGCCGUUGAUCAACACCAAGGCUAUUGAUGCGCCAAACUUUGCCAACUUCAAUCCAGAGGAAGAGACGAAAUAUCUGAGCAUGGUUCGCGACAAGCUCAGCCUGACCAAAGACUACAUCCUCAAGGAGCAGGAGCUAUCGCUCGAUCCUGAUCGUAUUGGUAUGCGCCACACGACAACGCCAAAACUUCUCGCCGUACCACCCAUCGUGAUUGAUAUGCACGCACAACAGAUGGUUCGACUCCUCAUUGAAUCGGAAGCAGAGCUUCGAAGAUUGAAUGCCGACACUCCGGAGGAUAAAUUCGAUGCUGUACUAGAUCAGCCAAUGAGAGACUAUCUGGAGCUCUGGGCCGGGUUGCAAGCAAGCCUUGUGUGGCAGCUUCCUGGUGAGGACGCCGCAGACAAGGUGAACAAGGCGGAUAGGAUCAUGGAUGAGGUGUUUGAAAAGCUGGUGGUGCCGUAGGGUAGGGUGCGAGGGACGAAAGGGAAAGUGGAAAGGCAACCGAGGAGUGAGCGAGAGUAGUCAUAUAGACCCCCAAAUAAGCUACACAUAGUACACAGAUAGUCCAGGAGUCGUCUUCGGUAUUCAAGCGUGUUAGUGUCGCUUCCAAGGUGUCAGUUCAUUUGGAACAGUGGUGCUUCAGCGAACAAAAACAAACCCAUAGCAUAUCCAACAAAGACUCAUCCGACUUGACAUCUGCUCACAAUGAACCACCGUACACGUACUGGAAGAAUAUGCUGUCGUGAUUGAACCAGCCAUCGAAUGCGUCCAUUCCAAACUGGAAACGCUGUUGUCCUAG
This is a messenger RNA of Alternaria alternata, 1152 nucleotides long. RefSeq lists its product as hypothetical. Bases 174 to 815 code for a protein of 213 amino acids. Lineage: Eukaryota; Fungi; Ascomycota; Dothideomycetes; Pleosporales; Pleosporaceae. The transcript is spliced from 2 exons. The record is from RefSeq and is a predicted model, not a curated record.